UUCGUAGAAAAUGAAUUUGGAAUCAGCUGAUACUAUAAUAAUGUAGUGCUCUCUUUGCAGUUUGUAGAUUAGCAUUGAAUAUAAAUACGUAAAGCCUUCAAUAUGUUUGGGCCGUUUUUAUAUAUUCUAGAAGUCAGGAAAGAGUUUGUAGUAGUUUCUCUUUCAGUAUUGUACAUAACAUAUUAUCUCCUGGAAGUCGUCAAGAAACCAAUGCUAGUAUGCCGCGAAGGUAAAUUUCGUCAAUUUCUGGAGGAAGAAGUGCCGUUACUCCAAGAGUCAUACUGGCCGACACCAUGGUGUGUAGAGUCCCGGCUUCAAACUGUUCUCGGCUCCAUUAUACGCUCGCACCUGCUUCCACCGGUCCAGUAUAGAAGGGAGGUGCUGCGGCUGUCGGACGGCGGUCAGUUGGCGCUGGACUGGGCGGAGCUGGGCGGUGCGGGGGGCGGGGCGCGGCCCACGCUGCUGGUGCUGCCCGGGCUGACGGGCGGCGCGCACGCGGACUACGUGCGCUGCCUCGUCGCCGCCGCGCACCGCCUCGGCGCCGACGCCGUCGUCUACAACAACCGCGGCCUCGGCGGCCUGCCGCUCACCACGCCGCGGCUGUACUGCGCCGUGUCACACGAGGACCUGGCGGAGGCGGUGGCGGCGGUGGCGGCGCGCGCGGGCGGCCCGCUGCUGGCGGCCGGCGUGUCGCUGGGCGGCCUCAUCCUGGGCCACUACCUGGCGGAGCGCGGAGCGGAGGCGCGCGUGGCCGCCGCGCUCGUCGUGUCCUCGCCGCUCGACGUGGUGCGCGGCUCCGCUUGCAUGGAGGGCCCGCCGCUCAACCGUGCGCUGUCGUGGCACAUGGCGCGCAACCUGCGCGACACCGUCGCCGCGCACGGGCUGGGCGGCGGCAGCGUGGCGGCCGCGCGCUCCGUGCGCCAGUUCGACGCCGCCUUCACCGCGGCCCACUUCGGCUUCGCGUCCGCCGACCACUACUACCGUGCCGCCUCGCUCACGGACAAGCUGCGGCACGUGCGCGUGCCGCUGCUGUGCCUGUGCGCCGCCGACGACCCCUUCCAGCCGCUGGAGGCUCUGCCGCUGCGCGAGGCGGCCGCCAGCGGCAGCGUGGCGCUGGCGGUGACGGCGCGCGGAGGCCACAUCGGCUUCCUGGAGGGCUGGUGGCCGGCGCCGCCCGCGCGCCCGCCGCGCGACCAGUACAUGGCGCGCCUGGCGCACCAAUACUUCGCCGCGCUGCUGCGCCGCCCCGACCUGCUGCACGCCCCCUCCUAGCGCCCCGGGCGGCGACGGGCCUGCGCGGCGGCAGGUCGCUCCCACCUAGUACGAGGAUCCUCG
Aricia agestis (brown argus) is the source of this 1335-nucleotide messenger RNA. It is a transcript of the gene Hydr1, whose product is annotated as phospholipase ABHD3. The record is from RefSeq and is a predicted model, not a curated record. Bases 103 to 1272 code for a protein of 389 amino acids. Gene Ontology annotation, molecular function: monoacylglycerol lipase activity; acetylesterase activity. The transcript is spliced from 4 exons. NCBI's taxonomy places the organism in Eukaryota, Metazoa, Arthropoda, Insecta, Lepidoptera, Lycaenidae. Gene Ontology annotation, biological process: medium-chain fatty acid biosynthetic process; medium-chain fatty acid catabolic process.